CAAUGGGGUAUGUUCUUUCCAACAAACUUGCCCCAGGCUGUCUGAACCCAACUGUGUCUGGAGCUGAGAGUCCAUUGCCCCACAGCAUAUGAUAAGAGUCACCAAUUCUAAAAUGACGUUUCUACUCCAGCCCCACAUGCUCAGACCUGUCCCUGUCACAUGGCUAACCCCAUAGCCAUUUUGCAGACUGGGAAACUGAGGUAGUUAGAUCUGAAUCGGUUCUUGCUGCCCUUAAGUCCUCAGCACCUCAAUCACCUAUCACCUCUUCUCUGGGACCAAGACACAGAUCAAGGCCUGGCCCUCAAGGAGCCCCUGGUCUGUGGUGUUGGCGAGACAGAGCCUGGAUUCUUGGGGGUCAGGACUGAGCUGCAGGACGAGAUGGGGAUGGGAGAGCCCAGCUCAACCUAGAAGGGUUAGGUCAGGAAAGUCUUCCUGGAGGAAGGGCUUUUUGAGCAGGGUUUUGAGGGAUGAGUAGGACUCCCCCAGAUGGCAAACCUACCAGUACCACCACCACCCGCUUUAUCCAGCCUGGCCUGUGCCUUGACCCUCCUUUUGCUGUCUUUCCAGUGUAGCUCUCCAUCACUGUUGGUCAGGUGAGGAAACUGAGGCACGGGGGAGAGGAAUGACUUGCCAAGGUCAUGCUUUUUGGCUUUUUCUUCUGCACUGCCCUUUGAUUUUCAGUAUCUUUGCCUUUGACCCCAAUCACGGAGGGGAAAGGGAUUCCCAUGGCGGGAAACGGUCCCUUAAUAAGCACCUGCUCUGGAAUGCGGGGCAGAGGAGAUGACUGUUGAGUCCUUGUUCAUCGAACAUUUUUUCCCCACCAGCCCAAGAGGCCGGGACGAUGCUCCCCUUUCAAGGAGGAGGGUAUUGGGGCUCUGAGCCGCGCCCCAGGGCCCCAGGCAACCCCCGAGGGCCGGGCCCGGCGGCGGCUGCGGUGUUUAUUCUGCACUCGGGGGCGGGCGAUCGGGGCCGCCGGGGGCGGACAAAGUCCGCGACUAUAAAGGGCCGCGCCGGCAGCUCCCGGUCAGUGGAACCCAGAGCGCCGUCGCCGCAGCCAUGGCCCGGCGGGAACCGACGCCGCCGCCCCUCUCUCGGCUGCUGCUGCUGCUGCUGCUCCCGCGGCUGCUGCGGGGAGCCGCCGCGCCCCGCGCCCCGCAGCCCCGCGCCGGGCCCGCCGGCCCCCCGGACGCCUCCCUCGUGGAGCGGGAGCUGCGGAGAGGCCUCGAGGACGUGCUGAGCCGCCUGCGGGGCAACCAGAGCCGGGAAGACUCGCACCCGGACCCCGGCACCGCCUCCGCGGUCCGGAUACUGACCCCGCAGCUGCGAUCGGAACCCGGCGGCCACGUGCUCCUCCGCAUCGCUCGGACCGCCCUGUCCGCAGGGCUCCCUGCUGUCCCCCGCUUGCACCGCGCCCUGCUCUGGCUGUCCCCGACGGCGCCGAGACCGCUGGACGUGACGCGGCCGCUGCAGCGUCAGCUCGGCCUCGGCGGCCCCUCGGCGCCGGCGCUGCGGCUCAGGCUGCCUCUGCCGUCGGAUCUCCCGUCGGACCUUCGGUCGAUGCGUCCCAGGCUGGAGCUGCACCAGCACUCGCCCGCCAGCAGGCGGCGCCGCGCCGCGCAUGCGUCCGAGGAGGCCGACUGCCCCCAGGGGGCGGGGCGCUGCUGCCGCGUGCAGAGCCGGCGCGUGACGCUAGAGGAGCUGGGCUGGGACGACUGGGUGUUGGCGCCGCGCGACCUGGACGUGCGCUUCUGCGUCGGCGCGUGCCCGCGGCACUUCCGGCCGGCCAGCGCGCACGCGCAGAUCAAGGCGCGCCUGCACGGCCUGGACCCCCGCGCCGCGCCUGCGCCUUGCUGCGUGCCCGCCAGCUACGACCCGUUGGUGGUCCUGCGUCGCGACAGCGACGGCGGCGUGACGUUCACGCCCUUCGACGACCUCCUCGCCAAGUCCUGCCACUGCGCAUGAGCGGGAAGCGGGGCAUCUGCUGCGGCGCGUUAGCCACACUGCGCAUGGGCGAGGGCCUGCCGCGGCCCGUGAACGAGGACCUACCUGCCACUGCGCACGCGCAGCCCGCGAACUGGGCGGGGCCCCAGUGGGCCUUCCCUGUGGACAG
This is a messenger RNA of Choloepus didactylus (southern two-toed sloth), 2110 nucleotides long. It is a transcript of the gene GDF15, whose product is annotated as growth differentiation factor 15. Gene Ontology annotation, molecular function: cytokine activity; growth factor activity. The coding region runs from base 1057 to 1962 and encodes 301 amino acids. Gene Ontology annotation, biological process: SMAD protein signal transduction. Gene Ontology annotation, cellular component: extracellular region. The record is from RefSeq and is a predicted model, not a curated record. NCBI's taxonomy places the organism in Eukaryota, Metazoa, Chordata, Mammalia, Pilosa, Megalonychidae. The transcript has 2 exons.